AUGCAGAGCUCCCGAUUCAAGCCUGGAUUUCUCUCUCUACUGUGGAUCGUGACUGUUGUAUUGGCAUUAUACCAUACACCAUGGGCUUCGUUCUCGCCUAGAAAAUCCUCGCCCGAGACACAGUCCCCGUUGGCUUCUGAGAUCUGGGCUUGGAACCGGCCUUUGUUAGACCUAGCUGCUUCACAUGGUGGCGCUGCUCUUACUGACCAGACGAAUAGAAACGCAAAACCGUGGCUGUCGACGCUUCAAAGCUUCCUACAACCAGUACUGUCUCCGCGGCCCACCUGCAGGAUGGGGACGUCCAAGCAAAGCGGCCAUUUUCGCCAGCUUUUGAAGUUUAAACCCGAUUACUCGGUCAAUGAAUUCACUCAAUAUGAGUCUGACCGGACUGGGAUGAGAGUAGUUGUCGUUGAUCACAAGGGACCUAAGGUCGCUGGUUAUUUUGUUCUUGCGACUGAAAUCCAUGACGAUUCCGGCGCUCCUCAUACCCUAGAGCACCUGUGUUUCAUGGGAUCUCGAAACUACCGCUACAAGGGAUUUCUUGAUAAGCUUGCGACAAGAGCUUACUCAAGCACCAAUGCAUGGACUGCUACAGACCACACAGCCUAUACGCUCGACACAGCUGGAUGGGCCGGUUUCUCGCAGAUUCUCCCUGUCUAUCUGGAGCAUGUCAUCGCUCCUACCCUCACGGACGCAGGCUGCUAUACCGAAGUCCAUCAUAUUGACGGGACCGGUAAUGAUGCAGGUGUUGUAUACUCUGAGAUGCAGGCUCUACAGAAUAGCCAGUCGGAAUUAAUAGACCUGAAGUCUCGACGCUUGCUUUACCCAGACGGCAUUGGCUUCCGAUACGAGACCGGUGGUAUGUUGGAGCAGCUUCGAUCACUCACAUCAGAGAGGAUCAGGGAAUUCCAUCGCGAGAUGUACCAGCCAAAAAAUCUCUGUCUCAUCAUCACGGGCGAGGUGGACCAUGCCGAUCUCCUCCAGAAGCUGGAGGAUUUUGAAAGCACAAUCCUUGACGUAGUCCCCAGCCCUGAUGCUCCAUUCAAGCGUCCAUGGAUUGAGUCUCGAAAAACACCCGCGUUGGAAAAGUCAAUCAUCGAAACCAUUGAAUUUCCAGAGGAGGACGAGUCUUUUGGUGAGAUCGAGAUUAGAUUUUUAGGCCCAGACUGCACGGACUCCAUCCAGGGUGGUGCGCUGAACGUUGUCCUGCUCUAUCUCGCUGGCUCUUCGGCGACUGUUCUUGAGAAUAUUCUUGUCGAAAAGGAACAAGUUGCCAGUGCCGUGUAUUUUUCCACUGAUGACAGACCUGACAUUGAGAUUCGAUUCACUCUCACCAGUGUAGAGACGGCGAAAUUGGCCCAAGUUGAAAAACGGUUCUUUGAGAUUUUACAUGAAGCCAUGGAGAAGCCUCUUGAUAUGCAGUACAUCAAAGAAUGCAUAGAACGCCAAAAGCGCAGCUGGAAGUUCUCUACCGAGAGCUCUGCGGUUCCCUUUGCUGAGUAUGUCAUUUCAGACUUUUUGUACGGAAGAAAAGACGGUUCAACACUGCUGGAUGUUGCUACUCUGCAAGAAUAUGAGGCGUUGGAGAAAUGGAACGAGGGGCAGUGGAAGGAAUACAUCAAAAAAUGGAUUGCAGAUGCUCCUCACGUGUCCAUCCUUGGUGUCCCGUCAGCCAAACUCUCUGAAAAGCUCAAGGCAGACGAAGAAGCGAGAGUGGCAGCACAACAAAAGAAGCUUGGCGAGGAAGGACUGAAGGAAAAACAAAAGAAAUUGGACGAAGCCAAGGCUGAGAACGACAGAGAGAUUCCGACUGAGAUGCUGGAACAAUUCAAAGUACCUAAAACGGAUUCGAUCCAUUUCAUCUCAACAACAACGGCCAAGUCUGGGCCUGCAUUGAAAUCUGGAAAACCAGAUAACCAAUUCCAAUCAUUGAUUGAUGCUGACCCCAUGGAUGUGCCUUUCUUUAUUCAUUUUGAGCAUAUACAGAGCAACUUUGUCCAGCUUUCUCUCUUGGUUUCGUCUGAAAAAGUGCCGGUCCAGCUCCGGCCUUUGCUGGCCGUAUACACAGAGGCUUUCUUCAAUAGCCCUAUCAAACGAGACGGCAAAACAAUAUCAUUUGAACAAGUGAUUGUCGAACUUGAGCGAGACACAGUGGGGUACUCCUUGGAAGGUGCUCGCGAUUUAGGAAACUCGGAAAUGCUUCGGGUUUCUUUCCAAGUUGAAGUGGAAAAAUAUGCUACUGCCAUUGCGUGGCUGAAGGAGCUUACAUGGAAUACGAUCUUUGAUGUAGACAGACUCAAGGCCAUCACAACGAGACUCCUUGCAGACGUACCGGAUUCUAAGCGCAGUGGUGAUGACAUGCUUGCUGCUGUCUACGUUAUGGUCCAUUACGCCCCUGAGUCGAUUGUACGAGCACGAAGCACGUUGGUCAAGGCACGCUACUUGAAACGCAUCAAACGCCUUCUUGCUCUCCGGCCUGAAGUGGUAAUUUCGCAGAUGGAAGAGAUUCGAAAAAGUCUUUUUGCCUUUGAGAACCUACGUGUCCUUGUUGUGGCCGAUCUGGAGAAAUUGCAAAAGCCCGUCUCUGCGUGGAAACCAUUCCUCGAAGGCUUAACCCCAGCAAAAGAUCCUUUACCCAUACCAAACCGCAAGGAGCUGCUUAGUGAGGCUGGAAAGAACUUUGGUAACCUUUCAUAUGUGGUUCCAAUGCCAACAGUUGAUUCGUCAUUUGCCUAUGCUACUGCCAAGGGGUUGGACUCUUACGACCACCCUAAAUUAGCUUCUCUGCUAGUGGCUAUUGCUUAUAUGAAUGCAGUAGAAGGCCCUCUCUGGGUCGCUGUCCGUGGAACUGGGCUUGCAUACGGCACAAACUUUGGGUAUAACAUCGACCUGGGAACUAUCAACUUCGAUGUUUACCGGUCCCCGAAUGCCUUCAAAGCAUUCGAAGCUAGCAAGCAGAUCGUGGAGAAUCAUCUCAACGGAACUGUGGCAUUCGAUCCCUUGAUGCUGGAAGGCUCAAUUAGCAGUAUCGUGGUCAGCUUUGCUAACGAGCAAACGACUCUCGCCAGUGCCGCACAAGGCAGUUUCAUUCGUCAAGUGAUCCGCAACUUGCCGAGCGAUUAUAAGGAACGCAUUCUGAACAAUGUCCGCAAUAUUACCGUUGACCAAAUCAAGGAUGCUCUUAGGGACAUUAUUCUGCCUUUAUUCAACGCACAGAAAUCUAACCUAGUGAUAACUUGUGCACCGACACUCGAAGAGGGAAUCAAAAAGGGGCUCCAAUCCUUUAGUUUCAAGCCAAUAAGCCAGCCUCUGAAAGAAUUUGAGGACGACUAUGGUUUAAAGGUUGACGGCGAGGAGGAAGAGGAAGAGGGAUCCGACGAAGAAGAGGAGUCGGAUGAGGAGGAUGAAAGCGACUCGGAGUGA
Molecule: messenger RNA, 3423 nt
Organism: Talaromyces rugulosus
Lineage: Eukaryota; Fungi; Ascomycota; Eurotiomycetes; Eurotiales; Trichocomaceae
Exons: 3
Coding region: 1-3423 (1140 amino acids)
Molecular function (GO): metal ion binding
Source: RefSeq, a predicted model, not a curated record